Messenger RNA from Triplophysa rosa, 1068 nucleotides. RefSeq names its product xenotropic and polytropic retrovirus receptor 1 homolog. Lineage: Eukaryota; Metazoa; Chordata; Actinopteri; Cypriniformes; Nemacheilidae. The transcript is spliced from 6 exons. The record is from RefSeq and is a predicted model, not a curated record. Bases 659 to 991 code for a protein of 110 amino acids.
CUGAAUAGAGAGGAGACUUAAUACACAUCACGUUAUACGUACAUGACAAGUGUGUUUAAAUGCUGAGAUGUGCUGUUGAAUUAUUAAGGAGUUUAGUUAUUCUUUCUGCUCCUGCACUGUGACAGCCCCUCCCUCUCUUUCUUCAUCGCUGUAUGCGUGAGAUGCUCAUACUGCAUGCACAUACAUGGAAAAACACCGAAACUUGUUUAGUGCAUGUAAACAGGAAGCUCAAAUGAGACUUUCAGACCAACCGGCUUUACAAAUGAUUCCAGAAUGGAAGAAGCAGUACAUUUGUUACGAGGUGAGUUUAGGUGCUUGGAAACAUUCUUCUCAUUUAUAACCACAUCUAAAGCUUUGAUAGCUGACGUAUUACACUGCAAACAAUCAAAGAAAUCAUUAUAUUACAGAAACUGGAGACUAUUCUGAAUAAAGCGGGCAGGUUUGGCAUCCUUCAUCAUGAUGAUAACAAUCCAAAGCAACCCAGGGAAGAGUUCUUUAGGAGCUGUGAGCAGGAGCUGAACAAGAAAAACUAUCAGAAGCUCACAGCAGACUGGCGACUUUUGGGAUCGAAGCUCGAGAGGUUUCUGGAUCUGAGGUUCGAGGUGAUAUCAGACACUCAUGUGUCAAAAGGAGAACCGACAAUAUAAAACACAUUAAAAUGGCCGUUGGGGAGCUUCAUCUGAGUCUGGCCUUUCUGCAAAAAUACCAGGAGUUUAAUUACAGGUUUUUCUGCAAGAUCACUGUGAUGUACGACUCAAAGUUUGCUUCUGAACACGGCUUGAAAUGGAGAAACGAGAGACUUGAUGCGUCUCUGCUGAACACCGAGCAGAACAAAUGUGAACAUCUCAUGUCUAAACUGGAGAUCUUCAUGCUUCAGCUGGAGGGGGGUGACAAAAUCAGAGCAAUGAAAAGACUUGACGUGCCACCAAUAGGCUCGACGCCGACAGUUGGACAGUGGGUUAUGUUUCGGAUUGGCUUGCAUGCGGCCUAAUCCUGAUGCUACUUACAAUUAUUGCUUUCAGAGGUCAGUAAAGUUUAUUUUUUUAACUGUUUUUAACUAACUAUUUC